AAUUGAAGUGGAGCUGGCCUAUCCCAUGUGGGUCCCCUAGCGGAGGAAAAUGGGCUUACAGAGAGAAAUUGAAAAUAAGGAUGAGCGCCAUGUCUGAUCCUCCGCUUGUGGAAUAGAGCGGACGGCACAGCGAAUAUUUCCCGGGCCGGCGAUCCCUUCGGGUUUCGGUGCGGAUCAUGGCGGAUAGCGCUGGGAUUCAGCAAGGUUCGCCGGCCAUCGGAGCCGCGGGCCUGGUUCCGGCCGCUCCUGGAGCCGGGGGGACGGAGGGCUCCGGCGCCGCUGGAGGAUCCGCACGUAUCGCCGUGAAGAAGGCGCAACUCCGCUCCUCACCUCGGCCGAAGAAACUGGAAAAACUCGGAGUGUAUUCAUCCUGCAAAGCCGAGGGACCCUGUAAGUGUAACGGCUGGAAAAGUCAGAACCCCCCUCCCACCCCCCCUCAAACAGACCAGCAGUCCAACGCGGUCAACCUGCAGGAGCCCUGCCGGAGCUGCUCUCACACUCUGGGUGAUCAUGUGACCCAUCUAGAAAAUGUUUCGGAAGAAGAAAUGAACCGACUUCUAGGCAUUGUCCUCGAUGUGGAGUACCUAUACACAUGCGUUCACAAAGAGGAAGAUGCUGACACUAAACAAGUCUACUUUUCCCUAUUCAAGCUGUUGAGGAAAUCCAUCCUACAAAUGGGUAAACCAAUGUUAGAAGCACAGGAGAGUCCUCCGUUUGAAAAACCCAGCAUUGAACAGGGGGUGAACAAUUUUGUCCAGUACAAAUUCAGCCACCUACCAUCCAAAGAGCGUCAAACCAUCAUGGAGCUGGCUAAGAUGUUUCUCAACCAGAUUAACUACUGGCAGUUGGAGACGCCCUCCCAGAGACGCCAAAGGGUGCCCAAUGAUGACGCAGCAGGAUACAAAGCAAACUACACCAGAUGGCUCUGCUACUGCAACGUGCCUCAGUUCUGCGACAGCCUACCCCGCUACGAGACCACACAGAUCUUCGGCCGGACGCUGUUACGUUCUGUGUUUACUGUGAUGAGGAAGCAACUGCUGGAGCAGGCCAGGCAGGAGAAGGACAAGCUUCCUCCUGAGAAACGCACUCUCAUACUUACACACUUUCCCAAGUUCUUGUCCAUGUUGGAGGAGGAGGUGUACAGUCACAGCUCUCCAAUCUGGAGCCAGGACUUCUUGGCAGGAGCGGCAGGAGGGAAGAUUCCUAUCCACACUGUCAUCAGUGCUCCUCCAGUGGCCAGGCCUCUGUACUACAGCACCAGUCCGGUGUCGCUGGAUCCAUUAACCUGCGGCAGCGUCAGUCCUGCCAGAAAAACCACUUCUGCACUGGAGUCAAACCCAGUUGGAGAAAAGCGUAAACCCUCGGAGCCCCUUACCCACGAAGAAAACAAGAGACCCAGGGUGGUGGGUGACAUCCCCAUGGACCUCAUCAAUGAAGUCAUGGCAACCAUCACUGACCCUGCCGCCAUUCCCGAGACAAGUCUGCUGUCGGCUCACUCGGCACGCGAUGAAGCUGCCCGUCUAGAGGAGCGCAGAGGCGUGAUUGAAUUCCAUGUCAUUGGGAACUCCUUAAACCAGAAGCCCAACAAGAGGAUACUGAUGUGGCUCGUCGGCCUUCAGAACGUGUUCUCCCACCAGCUUCCACGCAUGCCCAAGGAGUACAUCACGCGGCUGGUCUUUGACCCGAAACACAAGACGCUGUCACUCAUCAAGGAUGGCCGUGUGAUCGGAGGUAUCUGCUUCCGGAUGUUUCCAUCACAAGGCUUUACGGAGAUUGUCUUUUGUGCCGUCACCUCCAACGAGCAGGUCAAGGGUUAUGGAACCCACUUGAUGAACCAUCUUAAGGAAUAUCACAUCAAGCACGAAAUCCUCAAUUUCCUCACUUACGCUGAUGAGUACGCCAUUGGUUACUUCAAGAAACAGGGUUUUUCAAAAGACAUCAAGGUUCCAAAGGCCAAGUAUGUGGGCUACAUCAAGGACUACGAGGGAGCCACACUCAUGGGCUGUGAGCUCAACCCCAGCAUUCCCUACACAGAGUUCUCUGUAAUUAUCAAAAAGCAGAAAGAGAUCAUCAAGAAGCUUAUCGAGAGGAAGCAGGCUCAGAUCAGAAAAGUCUAUCCAGGGCUGUCCUGUUUUAAGGACGGUGUCCGGCAGAUUCCCAUUGAGAGUAUUCCUGGCAUACGUGAAACUGGCUGGAAGCCUGUGGGAAAAGGGAAGGAACUGAAGGACCCAGAUCAACUCUACAGCACUUUGAAAACCAUCCUCCAACAUGUGAAGAGUCACCAGAAUGCCUGGCCUUUCAUGGAGCCUGUGAAGAAAACAGAGGCGCCCGGGUACUACCAAGUCAUUCGGUUCCCCAUGGACCUCAAGACGAUGAGUGAGCGUCUGAAGAGCAGGUACUACACAACGCGCAAGCUGUUCAUGGCCGACAUGCAGCGCAUCUUCACCAACUGCCGCGAAUACAACCCUCCGGAGAGCGAGUACUACAAGUGUGCCAACUUACUGGAGAAGUUCUUCUACACCAAGAUCAAAGAAGCCGGCCUCAUCGAGAAGUAGAUGAGAGGGGAUAAGUUUUCUCCUUACCUUAACAACUACGAGGCAGCCCUCGGCCUGGGAUUUGUUAAGUUAGAGGUAACGCAAAGGACAAGUAAAGACUAGGACUACUGAUUCUGGUGCGGGUAGGUUUCAGAGACACAUCUUAAUGUAAAAGGUGGAAAAAGGUCUCAGAUCAACACUCUUCUACUGUUUAAUGCACGCUGGCCCAGAUCCUGAAUCAGUAGACUGAUAUUUAUCACGAAAGGAUAGGCCAAGAGGGAAGGACUCAUUGAGGAGCUGUUAGAAUGUUUGAUUUCAAACAAAUGACCCAUUGUGGCUUUGUAUUGUAUUUCAUCACGUCUCCCAGAGGCUUAUAGAAAGAAAGGAUGGCGGUAGAGUAAUACAUAUUAAACAGGGCAGAAAGGACCUGUCAGUAUAUUUGUGUCAGACGCUGGAAGGCAUCAGAGGAUUACGGCUGACUGGAGAGUCACCACCCAUCUGACUUUAUCUCCUUUGUUUUCAUACUGCCUUUUUAGCGUCUGCUUCCUCCUCUCAGUUGACUCAGGUAGAAAUGUCACGAGAAGCGACCGCGUCUGCAGUCGAUCGAGUCAUCACAGAAGUGUUAUCUGUGGGGAAAGUGGCCGAGAGUCUAGGUUUUCCUGUCUGUAUAUCUCUUGUGAGCAUGUACAGCGUAAAUGAGGUCAAAGAUGUGUUUGUGAUGAGUUCAUCCUGCCAAAAGAGGAAUACAUACUUUAAAUUUGUACAGAUUUUAAUUACGUUGAAGCACUUAUACCCAUUGUAUAUUUUAAAUGUGUAUAUAACAUAUAUUUUCUUUUUCAGAACUAAAAAAAAUAAUAAUUUCCCCCCCGCCAAGCCACAUAGGGCAUUUGACUAUUGAAAUGCACUUUUAUUUUUCCAAGUAUUAGUUAACAUAAAUGAAAACAUCCUCUGUUUCACAUAUAAAUUACACUGUUGACUAAGGACUAAUUUAAUUAUUUUAGAGUUUAUUCUUAUUAUUUAUGUGCUGUAAUUUAGAAGAAUUAUGCUUAAGACAAGGUCUUAAUUUAUUAUUUCUUAUUUUUGUCCCGCAGAUGGAGAUUGAUAACUUUAUACUUUGGAGAUAAAUGAAAAGACUGUGCAAUACGACGUAGUUUUGCUGUUUUGUAAAAAAGGUGUUUGUACUUUUCAAACUUUAGGAAAAAAAAAUACCUUUUGUAAUAUGUCUGGAAGAUUUAUCUCAUGCUCUUUGUACAAUUUGUUUUAAUGACAUAGUAUUAGCCUAUUUUAUAGACUGAAUAAAACAGAAAUGAGGCUAA
This is a messenger RNA of Mugil cephalus (flathead mullet), 3850 nucleotides long. RefSeq names its product K(lysine) acetyltransferase 2B (gene kat2b). Lineage: Eukaryota; Metazoa; Chordata; Actinopteri; Mugiliformes; Mugilidae. The record is from RefSeq and is a predicted model, not a curated record. The transcript is spliced from 18 exons. Gene Ontology annotation, cellular component: histone acetyltransferase complex; nucleus. Gene Ontology annotation, biological process: chromatin remodeling; positive regulation of transcription by RNA polymerase II. Gene Ontology annotation, molecular function: protein binding; histone H3 acetyltransferase activity. The coding region runs from base 177 to 2555 and encodes 792 amino acids.